AUGCGUUCCUCAUUCUUCGCUGUCGCUGCAGCAGUUGCUGCUGUUAAUGCUCAGGGAGCUCAGCCAGCCCCUUCUUCCACUGUCGUCGCAGAUCCCGGCACUCUUCCUCUCGGCGCUGAUUGUGCCCGCACCGAGCAGUGUGCAGGAGGAGCUCAAUGCUAUGCCUCCAACUUUAUGCAAAUCACUCAGUGCGGAAAGUACAAUGCCGAGUGCGACAACGAUUCUCAAUGCGCCACCAACUUCUGCGCCGGAGGUCUCUGCAGUGGUCCUUUGCCUCAAUCCGAAUGGCUGAUGCCCACUUCGCUCAUCUACAACCCAAGCUCUACUGCAUCGAGCGCUGUCGUUUCGUCGACCUCAUCGGGUGGUGGCAUUCAGCCCGCUCCUUCAUCGACGGUCGUCGCGGCAGCUGGAUCUCUUCCUCUGGGCGCCGAGUGCGCGAACACGGAGCAGUGCACUGGUGGAGCAGAGUGUUUCGCCUCUACAGCCUGGCUCAUCAAGUCGUGCGGAAAGUUCAACGCCGCAUGCAGCAACGACUCUCAGUGCGCAACUAACACUUGCAACAACGGUCUCUGCAAUGGCUUCCUCGCUUCCUCUGCUUACCUCGCCAACACUGCUUCCGCCACUGCUUCUGGCAUGAUGUCUUUCAUGCCCGUCCCGACCGGCUCCACCACAUUCGCCUCGUCUGGCGCAAACACUGCUUUGGGCAAGAGCUGCAAUGCCACUUCUCAGUGUGCCAAUGGCGCUGAAUGUACCGUCUCGUCUGCAUACCAGGAAGCCGCUGCCGGCAUGGUUUGUGGACCUUUCAAUGCCACUUGCACGGAUUCUUCGCAGUGUAGCUACAACUCUUGCUUCAACUCGAGAUGUAUUGGUGUUGUUGGAUAUGAGUAUGCCACUUCUACUGCUAUUGUCUCUGGCAAGCCUACAUUGAUUGCUGUCAAUGGCACUAGUGUUGGUACUGCUGGGGCUACUGGUGCCGUUAAGACUAUGGCGCCGAGUUCGAGUGUUGUGCCUUACACUGGCGGUGCUGCACAGGCUGGUGUGCUUUCUGGACUUGGAGCUGUUGUUAUGGGUGUUGUUGCUUUUUUGCUUUGA
This is a messenger RNA of Aureobasidium uvarum, 1092 nucleotides long. Lineage: Eukaryota; Fungi; Ascomycota; Dothideomycetes; Dothideales; Saccotheciaceae. The record is from the annotation of a GenBank genome assembly.